AUGGCGUUGCCACCAAAGAUUCUGAUCGUGGGAGGUGGUGUAUUUGGCCUAUCCACGGCCUUAUCUCUAAGCAAGCGCCACCCAAACUCCCAGAUAACCCUAAUUGAAAGUGCGCCGACAAUUCCCAACCCACAUGGCUCUUCAGUCGAUACCAGCCGCAUCGUGCGAGCAGACUACGCACACAGCGCCUACUCCAAGCUAGCCGCCUCCGCCAUCCAGAAAUGGCGCAGCACAUCCUGGGGCGCAGAGGGUCGGUAUACGCAGACCGGCCUGCUACUAGUGUACCCGGGCAACAGCGCCAGCGCAAAGAAGUACGCGGAGAAGAGCUACGCGAACGUGCGCGCGAUCGAAGGCGACAACGUCGUCUACUUGCCGACGAAGAAGGACGUUCUGAGCAUCGUCCCGCCAUACGGAGAGACGCUGGAUGUGGCCGGGGGCUACGUGAACUGGGGUUCCGGGUGGAGUGAUGCCGGCGCGAGUGUGGCGUUCAUCAAGGGCGUGCUGGACAGGGAGACGAAGGUGGUGUUUAAGCAUGGCGAAGUCAAGCGGGUGCUGUUCGGUCCUUCGACUCUAGCUGGCUCUGCGUCGUCGAAGGAGCAAAAGCAGCGCGCCACGGGCGUGGAGAUGGUGGAUGGAGAAAUCGUGAACGCUGACCUGGUUGUUCUGGCCACGGGCGCCUGGACGCCCCGGCUGGUGGACCUGCGUGGCAAGGCCGUCGCGACGGGGCAGGCUAUUGCGUAUAUCAAGAUUAGCGAUGCGGAGCAGCGUGAGCUCGAGAAUUUGCCGACGAUCCUGAACUUUGCGACGGGGAUUUUCAUUAUUCCGCCGCGGGAUAAUUUGCUCAAGAUUGCGCGGCAUGCGUAUGGGUAUCGGAAUCCCACGACGGUGCCGGUGCCUGGGGCGCGGGAUGGCGAGACGAUGCAGGUUAGUUUGCCUGAGACGGGGGGACCGGUGCCGUUGGAAGGAGAGGAGGCGUUCCGUGUUGCGCUGAGACAACUUUUGCCGCGCUUUGUGGAUCGGCCGUUUGUUGAUACGAGGAUUUGUUGGUAUACUGAUACCCCGGAUGGAGACUUUAUUGUUUCGUACCACCCCGAGUACGAGGGCUUGUUCCUGGCUACAGGUGGCAGUGGACAUGCUUACAAGUUUUUCCCUGUUCUUGGAGACAAGGUUGUUGAUGCAUUGGAGGGUAAGCUGGAGCCUGAAUUGCAAGCGCUGUGGGAAUGGACCGAGGUAGUACCUCCGGCGUCUGCCUCUGAGGAUCUGUUUGAUGGUGAUGGGAGCCGGUCAGGCGAACGAAACUCGAUUCUGAAGGAUGAGUUGGCGAAGACCAAGAAAGCUGGCAGAAGCAGUGCUUUAUAA
This is a messenger RNA of Penicillium verhagenii, 1359 nucleotides long. RefSeq names its product NAD(P)/FAD-dependent oxidoreductase. The transcript has 3 exons. Gene Ontology annotation, molecular function: L-pipecolate oxidase activity; flavin adenine dinucleotide binding; proline dehydrogenase activity. Bases 1 to 1359 code for a protein of 452 amino acids. NCBI's taxonomy places the organism in Eukaryota, Fungi, Ascomycota, Eurotiomycetes, Eurotiales, Aspergillaceae. The record is from RefSeq and is a predicted model, not a curated record.